Messenger RNA from Penicillium salamii, 1308 nucleotides. NCBI's taxonomy places the organism in Eukaryota, Fungi, Ascomycota, Eurotiomycetes, Eurotiales, Aspergillaceae. The record is from the annotation of a GenBank genome assembly.
AUGACUUUCCCCUUUAAAAUUACUGAGCAUGUCAUCGAUGGGCAAUACAUCCGAGAAUACCCAAGGGCCACAGCUUCACCCGAUAGCCCCCUAAAGCUCUGCAUCAAACAGUAUACCCCAAUCGAUAACAAAAAUCCCCAACCCGGGGAUCUUACUAUCGUGGCUACUCACGGCACUGGGAUACCCAAGGAAUUAUACGAGCCGCUCUGGGAAGAGCUGCUAGCCCGCUCCGAGCAGGAUGGAGUCCGUAUCCGCUCAAUCUGGAUGGCGGAUGCCACCAAUCAAGGAGCCAGUGGUAUUCUGAACGAACAGCAUAUAGGAAAUGACCCCUCUUGGUAUGACCAUAGUCGGGAUGUGGUCCAUAUGAUCAACCACUUCCGUGACCAGAUGCCUCGACCCAUCAUUGGGGUUGGCCAUAGUCUGGGCGCGGUACAGCUAUUAUUCGCCUCUCUUUUCCAUCCCAGGCUGUUCACCUCGCUGGCACUUAUUGAGCCACACAUGACCGACGACCCGUUGUCUGGGGACGGUCCACUUUUUGUCGCCAUGUCGACCGCCAAACGUGAUGUGUGGGCUUCUCGGGAAGCUGCCGCAGAGAAGUCUCGCAAGUUGCUCAAGGCAUGGGAUCCACGUGUUUUCGAGCUUUGGAAAAAGUUCGGAUAUCGUGACUUGCCUACUGCUCUCCAUCCCGAGGUCCCGAAUGAUGGAAGUCGCCCUGUGACAUUGACUACCACAAAGCACCAAGAAACCAUCAUGUACACACGGCCAAACGUCAAUCGACACGUCCAGUUGGGCUUGCCCCAUAGUCAGGCUCACACCGAUCCUGAUUCCAUCAAGCUCAGCGCAGCACAUGAUCCAUUGGUGGCGCCUGAUGUAUUAGGCCCGCUGCUCCCGGAUCAAAAGUCAUACCGCCCAGAGCCAAUUCUGGCAUACAAACUGGUACCGCAUAUCCGACCUCCAGUACUCUAUUUGAGUGCCUCUCACAGCCCGCUGGGCAAAGGAGGCCAGCACGCAGAGGCCUCGAAGCAGACGGGAACUGGGUUUGGUGGAAGUGGCGGUAUGGAUUCCGGUCGUGUCAAGCUUGUCACGAUACCGAAGGCGGGUCACACUUUGCCUCAAGAAAAGGCGGCAGAUACUGCACGAGUUCUGGGUCCGUGGAUUAAGCAGGAGCUUCAGCGUUGGGAGCAGGAUGAGCUCAGGAUAUAUGGUGGCUGGAAAGAUCGCCCUAUCGGUGAAAAGUCCGGAUUCCCUUCAGAAUGGAAGGAAGUCAUCAAAAGCUUGCCUUUGCCAAAGCGACCCGCAAAGAUCUAG